UUCUCCUAGUAGUCUCUCUUUUUUGACUCAUACUCAUACCUAUCUUUAUGCCUCCUCAAAACACCGUGCCUAUUCAAUCCAACAAAAUGGGUGUCAAGGACGGAGAUCACUUUGACUUUAUUGUCGUCGGUGGUGGUACUGCCGGCAACUGUGUUGCCGGUCGUCUGGCUGAGAAUUCCAAGGUUCGAAUCUUGGUGAUUGAAGCUGGUGUUGGCAAUCCGGAGGAGCUUCCCGAGAUUACUACGCCAUCAAACGCCAUGAAUUUGCGUAACAGUGCUCACGAUUGGUCCUAUAAGACGACCAUGGUGAGGCGUGAUGAUUAUGAGCGUAUCGAGAAGCCAAAUACGCGAGGCAAGAUGCUUGGAGGAAGUUCGUCGUUGAACUAUUUUACUUGGGUUCCCGGAUGCAAGCCUACUUUUGAUCGAUGGGCUGAAUGGGGUGGCAAGGAAUGGACUUGGGAUCCUCUUGUUCCCUACCUCCGCAAGAGUGCCACCUAUCACGAUGAUCCUAAGCUGUACAAGCCAGAGCUUAAGAAGAUUGGUGGUGGUGGACCAAUUCACAUCUCUCAUGCCGAACUCAUCGAUGAGAUGGCUCCCUUCCGUGAUAACCUCACGAAGGCCUGGGUCUCACGCGGAGAGCCUCUUACAGAAAACAUCUACGACGGCGAGAUGAACGGACUUUACCACUGUGUCGAUACCAUCUAUAAAGGAGUGCGCUCUGGAAGUUACCUCUUCCUCAAGAACAAGCCAAACAUUACGGUUUUGGCCGAAACCCAUGCCAAGAAGUUGCUCAUUAACUACGCUGACCGAAUUUGCCGCGGUGUGCGAGUUAUGACUCCCGAUGGCAAGGACAUCAAUGUUUACGCAGAUCGCGAGGUCAUCCUCUCAGAGGGUGUUUUCGAGAGCCCUAAGCUCUUGAUGUUGAGUGGUGUCGGUCCUGCGCGUGAACUUGCCAAGUUUGAUAUUGACGUGAUUGUCGACUCGCGUCAUGUCGGCCAGAAUCUCAUGGAUCAUCCGGCCGUGCCUUUUGUGUUGCGCGUCAAGGAUAGCAUCGGUAUGGAUACCAAGGCUCUUCGACAGGGCCCUGAGAACCAGAGGAUACACGCAGCCUACAAGAAAGACCAUUCUGGACCUGUCGGCUCAGGGUUUUUGGAGAUGGUGGGGUUCCCUCGAAUCGAUAAAUAUCUGCAGAAUGAUGAGACCUACAACAAGGCCAAGGCGGCUAAUGGUGGACUUGAUCCCUUCUCUCCAGAGGGUCAACCUCAUUUCGAGCUCGACUUCGUGUGCCUUUGGGGCAGCGCAUUCCAAUGGCACUAUCCAUUCCCUAAGGAGGGUGAGCACACCACCGUCGUUGUGGAUCUUGUCCGUCCUGUUUCUGGCCCCGGCGAGGUUACUCUACGGAGCUCCGACCCGCUUGAGCAACCUGACAUCAAUCUCAAUUUCUUCGAAAGUGACCUCGAUAUCAUCGCCAUGCGAGAGGGUAUCCGUUUCAGCUAUGAUGUGCUGACCAAGGGUGAUGGCUUCAAGGAUUGCGUCAUAGCUGAGUCUCCUUGGGAGAUGCCUCUCCAUUCUGAGGAAGAGAUGAAGCGCGUCGUCCUGGAUCGCUGUCAAACCGCUUUCCAUCCCGUUGGAACUGCUCGAUUGAGCAAGAGUAUCGACCAGGGUGUUGUCGAUCCCGCUCUCAAGGUGCACGGUGUUUCUAAGCUUCGCGUUAUUGAUGCUUCUGUCAUUCCACUAAUUCCCGAUUGCCGUAUUCAGAACUCUGUGUACAUGGUGGCUGAAAAAGGAGCAGACCUGAUCAAGGCUGACCACAAGGACAUCUACUAAAUGACGGACAACAAUAGUGGGAGGAUUAUUUUGGGAAAGUACAUGAAAGGAGCCAAGAAACUAAAAAAAUUUCAAGUAAAUGGAAAACCAAAUAAUCGACUGUAGCGACAAUAACCACAAUCAAGAAUGCAGAGGUUAACCUUAAGGUAGCUCACUAGGUACCAAUAUACUUUUCAUUCUUUGAG
Trichoderma virens Gv29-8 is the source of this 2011-nucleotide messenger RNA. RefSeq lists its product as uncharacterized. The record is from RefSeq and is a predicted model, not a curated record. The transcript has a single exon. NCBI's taxonomy places the organism in Eukaryota, Fungi, Ascomycota, Sordariomycetes, Hypocreales, Hypocreaceae. Bases 48 to 1826 code for a protein of 592 amino acids. Gene Ontology annotation, molecular function: oxidoreductase activity, acting on CH-OH group of donors; flavin adenine dinucleotide binding.